AUGGGGAACGGCAGCCGGGGCGGGCGGCGGGGCGGCAAGCCCAGUGCUGCCAACCCCUCACCGCUGGCCGAGCCACCCAGCGGGCUGGCUGCGGAGCUGUGGGUGCCAUGUGGCUUCACAGCAAUCUGGGGCCAAAUCUGUUCUGUUUCAGGACAAUGUAAAAACAAGUCUCCCUGUCUGCUUUUUUGGACUCCUUUCCUCUCUUUUCCAGCCCCCAAGUGGUUUGACGGCCAGCGGACGACACAGAACAGGCAGGGCACGCUGGCUGAGUACUGCUACACCUUGGUGAACCUGCCGCACAAGAUCUCCCGGUGCCUGCACGUGGUGAACUUCUUCAAGGUCAGGCCCGAUGACAUGAGCCCCGUCACAGACAGCCAGUUCAAGAAGCCUGAGGUGUUCCUCCUGCCAAAGGACUCCAAGAAAAACCCCACCGACAUAACGGGUCCCAUCGUCCUGCAAACAUACCGAGUGAUUGCCGACUACGAGAAGAGCUCCAGGUCCGAGAUGGAUCUGAAAGCUGGGGAGAUGGUGGACGUCGUGGAGAAGAGCGAGAGUGGCUGGUGGUUUUGCCAGUUAAAGAAUAAGCGGGGCUGGGUCCCAGCUGCCUAUCUGGAGCCGAUGGAUGGUCCCGAUGAAUCUGAAGAGCAGGAGCCCAACUACGCAGGUGAGCUCUACGUUGUCCAGAAAAGCUAUACAGCUGUUGAGGAGGAUGAGCUGACUCUCAAAGAGGGUGAAACUAUAGAAGUCAUCCACAAGCUACUCGAUGGCUGGUGGGUCAUCAGGAAGGAUGAAGCCACAGGUUAUUACCCCUCCAUGUACCUGCAGAAAUCUGGGGAGGAGAACAGCCCCGUGAAGAGCGAGCUGAGGAACCGAAGCGCCCCUCCUCGGAGAUCUACCAUCCGAAAUGCUAAGAGCAUUCAUAAGCAGAGCCGGAAGCAGAUCAGCCAGGAGACCUAUAGGCGGAACAGCAAGAAGUAUAUCCAGAGCCGGAGAAACAUGAAGGGCAAUGUCAAGGUCAAGGCCAACAUCAUCGCUGAGAAAAAUGAACAGGAAGAAAACAAGUCCAAGGCUCAACCUGCUGUUCCUCCCCGGCCCAGCAAAGACCUCAUCAUGAAUCGCUGUACGGAGAGCACCAGGAGGAAGAUCAUGUGAGGCCCUCGGCCCCCCAAAACCAAGCAAGUGGAUGCUUUAUCUCUGUCAGCUCCUGUGCAAAAAGGGACUCAGAGGCAGACUGGGCUGGGCCAGACUCUGCUGGGGAAACUACACGGCUCUGAAAAUAGCUGCAAGCCGUGGGGAACUGCAAACUUAGGAGACCGCGGUCCAGGGCCCCACAUUAAUUCAACAGCAUAACAGGUCUGAGAUGUCCUAAAUACAACAUGAGAAACUGGGUGAGCACCGCUCCAUCGGCUUUUCUGGGGGCUGAAGGUUCCCAGAGGCUGUUGGAGAUAUUCUUAAUCAGUAGGCUACUUUUUUAUCCCUCAUGUGUAUUUUGAAUGACUUUAUGGUGUUCACCAAUUACCAGCUUUCUACAGAAAGUGUUUUGAGGCUUCAGUUACUGUGAGAAACCACUUGUGAGCCAACACGUGAAUAACUUGUACAAAGGCAAAUGUAGCAAGAAAAGACACUUUCUCUAUAUAUAUGAUUCAGUGCUUUUUACAGGCUUUCAGUGCUUUUAUUAAUUCAGCCAAACGGCUGAUUAAUAAACAUAU
This is a messenger RNA of Struthio camelus australis, 1709 nucleotides long. NCBI's taxonomy places the organism in Eukaryota, Metazoa, Chordata, Aves, Struthioniformes, Struthionidae. The record is from RefSeq and is a predicted model, not a curated record.